AUGCCUGUACCACUACUGCAGCUAUUGUCACUACUACUUCUACUACUACUGCUACUACUACUGCUACUACUACUACUACUGCUACUGCUACUGCUCCUGCUACUGCUACUGCUACUGCUACUACCACUACUACCACUACUACCACUACUACUACUACUACUACGACGACGACUACUGCUACUACUACUACUACUACUACUGCUACUACUGCUACUACUGCUACUAUUGCUACUACUGCUACUGCUACUGCUACUGCUACUGCUACUGCUACUGCUACUGCUACUGCCACUGCCACUGCUACUGCUACUGCUACUGCUACUGCUACUGCUACUGCUACUGCUACUGCUACUGCUACUGCUACUGCUACUGCUACUACUGCUGCUACUACUUCUACUGCUACUACUAAUAGUCUGCGCGAAACACACCCCCAAACAUACCCCGAAACACACUCUGAAACAUACCCUGAAACAUACCCGCGAAACAUACCCCGAUCCCAACACUCCUGGAAGGGCGCCCCCUAUUCGGACAGACCCAUAUGUAGUAAGCCACCUACUGAUUCUCUCGAAAAUAUGUCCGGCCUUGGCGCAGGUCUCCGCAGAGUACGACCUCUUCAACCAGGGGACGGCUGUGAGGUAUUUCGAGGACCUCUUCUACGAACCCCAGGAGGGCCAGAAGAAGCCGUCCCUGAACGCAACGCAGCUCGAAGAGGUGGAAGUGCUCCGCCAUCAGGCCUAUGCAAACCCAGUGCUGGCGCUGGCAGGGGCGCAGGUCCUCUACAUGUUCGGAUGGUUCCGGAGCACCGGAGAGCUCAUUUGGGAGAAUAUCCUCUCUUCUGCCGAGCUCUUUGAGCGUAGCAUCCACGUUAGCGACUGCAAGCCAGAGCACUCCUAUGAAGUCUGGCACGACAAUGCCUGCGACAUCCGCUGGACGCAUGCGAUCUUGCUGUACCACUGGCUGGCCCAGACGGAUACCACGUCGCAGCAGCAAGCUUAUCAGAAGAAGGCACAAGAGCUCCUGGAGGGCAUCAAGCGCGUGCAGAAGUACGAGCCAGUGUCCAGUGGUUGGACCUCACCAGGGCACGUGAACUUCAACUCCAUCAUCUUCGCUGGGAAGCCCUCGAGACCUAUCUGGGCGACGGCGGAGCUUCCAAUAGGCAAGUGGCUAGAGGAGCACCACCACAUCUUCAAAGCGGAGCUUCAGGCGAUCCUGAACGAGCCAGGAGAUGUGUAUGGUCAGCUUAUGAAGAUCGACCCCUCGCGGGAGCACCUGGCAACACCAGGGGGCUGGGACACUCUGCGCAUCGUCCGCUACCAUAAUUGGUUCGAGGUCUUCUGCCAGCUUGCGCCCAUGACUUGUGAGCUCAUUAAAACACGUCCGGAGAUCAACGAGUGCAAGUUCAUGAAUGUCAACUAUGUUCGCCUCAACCCGGGGACUCAUCUGAAGCCCCACUAUGGCAACGGGCCGCGGCUGUCGGCCCACCUGUCAGUCAUCGCUCCAGAGCCGAUGAAGGCAGGCUUGACCGUCGCGGACCAGAAGCGACUGUGGGUCGAGGGCGAAGCGAUCCUGUUUGACGACACCUACCCUCACAUGGUGAGCCACUGGGGCACACAACCCCGCUACGUGAUCCUUGUCUGGUUCUGCCAUCCCUGCGACGGCGGGAACGCACACAACCAGACCUGCCCGACUGUCUGA
This is a messenger RNA of Symbiodinium sp. CCMP2592, 1692 nucleotides long. NCBI's taxonomy places the organism in Eukaryota, Dinophyceae, Suessiales, Symbiodiniaceae. The record is from the annotation of a GenBank genome assembly.